Messenger RNA from Priapulus caudatus, 1326 nucleotides. RefSeq names its product protein hairy-like. The coding region runs from base 129 to 869 and encodes 246 amino acids. Lineage: Eukaryota; Metazoa; Priapulida; Priapulimorpha; Priapulimorphida; Priapulidae. Gene Ontology annotation, cellular component: nucleus. The record is from RefSeq and is a predicted model, not a curated record. Gene Ontology annotation, molecular function: DNA-binding transcription factor activity, RNA polymerase II-specific; protein dimerization activity; RNA polymerase II cis-regulatory region sequence-specific DNA binding. The transcript is spliced from 3 exons. Gene Ontology annotation, biological process: regulation of transcription by RNA polymerase II; regulation of neurogenesis; anterior/posterior pattern specification.
GCCUGCACGCGGGCAUUCCGACAGAGUUUACACGCACGCACCGUAGCAGCAACAGCAACGCGCUCUUGUGAUUUCGGAUAACUACCAGUCAGUCAGUGAACGAGAGAGAGAGAGACAGAUUUGUCAACAUGCCCGCUGUAAAGGAAAAUGCCGCUGGAAGUGGGAUCCCUACCGAACGUCAGCAACACCGCAGGGUGUUUAAGCCGAUCAUAGAGAAGCGUCGACGAGACAGAAUCAAUUGCUGUCUAGAAGAGCUAAAGAAACUAGUGCUGGAAGGAAUGAACAAAGAUACGACGCGUCAUUCCAAGCUGGAGAAAGCCGACAUACUCGAGAUGACCGUCAAGUAUCUGAAGUCGGUGCAGAUGCAGCAUCACGCGCUGGCGACGAGCGAGUUUAUGCACAAGUACCGCGCCGGAUACACGGAGUGCGCCACCAGCGUCGGACAGUACAUGGGAGCGCUGUCGCCCGCGGCGGCCGAGGGCCCGGAGAUGUCCGUACGGGAGCGUCUUAUGCAGCACCUACAGGGCAAGAUGCAGGCGAACCAGCCCGCCCGACAGGAGGCGCAACAGUCGAACAUCAAGCGCGAGCGGUCGAGUCCCCCGCAGCAACAGCAGCAGCAGAACGCCCCCGAACAGCGAUUGUCGCCACAGACGUCGUCGGCGCAGGAACCAAUGUGCUACAUUCCCGUUGGACUUAAGCUGGUGCCGACGCGUCUGCCAAGCGGCGACGUCGCCUACGUCGUUCCCGGCAGUCAGUUCAUGUCGCAGCAGCAGCUGCUGGAAUCGAUGAAGAUGGCCGGUCAGCACGACGUGACGUCACUGAGCCCGGCCGGAAGUCCGCUCUUGAAGGAGAUGUGGCGGCCGUGGUAGAUGCCGCCGACGCGCACAUGCAUGCAGUGUUGUUUUUCUAGUUAAACCGCUAGGUAUUCCUUACGUUGUUUUGUUGUUAUUCAAAGAGAGAAAGAUAUAUAUAAAGUGUGUUUCAGUAAUCUAGUGCGCAUAUAUAUUGUGUAGGUUUUUCUGGUUGCAUUUCUGCGUAUAACAACGGGCAACAUUAUAUGGCCUUCUGCAAUAGACGCAGCAAAGUACGUUUUCGUUGAGAGAAACGCCAGCCGCAUUUAGAGACGCUUGUAUAAACUCAUUCAUUCGAUUCAUGAUCUUGUAUUUUCGAAGCAUUAUUCGCAUAAUAGAUAGUACGGUAUCAUUUGUAACUAGCGCAUAGUCGAACGUGUAUAUUAAACUUUGUAAACAUUGUAAAUACGCGAGAGCGAUGAGAGUACGAGCACGUAUUCUAUAUGAUUAAAACGAUAUUUUUUACAAAUCUAAA